Molecule: messenger RNA, 3519 nt
Organism: Tetrapisispora phaffii CBS 4417
Lineage: Eukaryota; Fungi; Ascomycota; Saccharomycetes; Saccharomycetales; Saccharomycetaceae
Gene: RAD5
Product: DNA helicase RAD5
Exons: 1
Coding region: 1-3519 (1172 amino acids)
Molecular function (GO): ATP-dependent chromatin remodeler activity; ATP binding; zinc ion binding
Source: RefSeq, a predicted model, not a curated record
AUGUCUGGAGAUGGUGGUGAAGAUAAUAUAAAAAGAAGGUUCUUUAAAGAUGAGCUAGAAAGCUCGGUUGAUAACUCAUCGACGAUUGAUAUAUCAUUCGAUAAAAAGGACUCUAUCUUAUUUGGAAAUAGUUCCAAUAUGAUGAAAGUUGAAGAAGAUCAAGAUAAUACGCAGUUUACAGAUGAAAAAUUUAAGGAAUUUCAAGUCAUUCUAUCUGGAAUGUUACCUGAUAUUGAAAACGAUUUAAUAAACGAUCUAUAUAAAAGAUUUAAAGACCAUGAUAAUUUAUAUGAUGCUGCUGUUGAAUUUUAUUUUUCGAAACAGGAAGUAUUGGAACAUAAGGUUUAUGAAGAAAACAUAAUUCAGAUCGAGGAAGAAGAUGAAGAAGAGAAUAGACAGAAGAACAUCGAUCAGUAUCCUUCUUCAAUAUCUGAAAUCCAUAAUUCCUCUCAAGAAAUGCCUAAUGUAUAUCCACUUCGAAAAAGACGAAAAGAAUAUGGAUUUAGGGAAUCAAAGCAGCUGAAAAAAUCGAUAGAUUGGAAACGAUUCAUUGGAGCUUAUCAAGUUAAUGCUAUGAUAACAAGACCGAUGUUAAAGCCACUGCAGUAUGGAACUGGUUUCAAAAUUGUGAAGGAUAUAGGCAAACAGCAACGCAACAAAAUAUAUUCAUCGUCAGGAAAAAAUAACUUAUCAAUGUCAAGUUUUGUUAAGAUAUAUGAUUCUCAAACAAAUAGAGAAGUGGCAAAACUACCAGAGCAUAUAAGUGAUAUUAUUUUUCCAUUAUUAGAAAGAGAUGAAUUUAUAUUUGAUUUAACAUUAAUAUAUUCGGAGCCAAGAAGACUUAGGAUAGGUGAUAACAUCGUGCUACAGCUGGAUGUGUUUUUAACUUCCACUCUAUUUUCUCAAGGGAAAGAUAUAAACAUAAGCCAAAACAAUAUUACAAAACAAGCGUUUGCGUUCCCGAAUAUGAAAUUAUCAGAAACAAUUACUGAGAUUGAGAACAGGGAGUAUCAAACAGCGAUAGUAAAAAUAUUUUCUCUGUUGAAUGUAAUAGAGGUAAUUGAUGAGAAUGUAUCUUUUUUAGAUUCAGAUGAUAAGAAUGAGGAUUCAGCAAUAAUUAUUGAUCUGGAAGGCAAUGAUGGAACUACUAACACUGAUAUUGACAAUUCUAAUAUAGUAGUACGUGAUAAUAUUGAAAGCUCACAAUUGUCACAGGGGAAUGAAUUGAAUAUCAAUCAAAUUAAUGCAUUUUAUAAAGUAGUUCAAUCUGACAAUAGUAUAUUGAAAAUUCCAGAAACAACGCCAGACAAAACUAAAUUCAAAUAUUCAUUAAGAAGAUAUCAAAAGCAGGGUUUAACAUGGAUGCUAAAACAGGAACAGGAAUUUAGUAAAUUGGGGUAUGAUAUUGAAAGAGAAGGGCAAGUAGAUGUCGUAAAUCCAUUUUGGAAAAAAUAUAAAUGGCCAAAAGAUAUGUCAUGGGAAAACCAAAAAAUAGGUACAGAGAAAGAUGUUACAUUUGAAGCAAAUUAUUUUUAUUCAAAUUUGUACACAGGUAAAUUCGCGAUUGAAAGACCGAUAAUGAGAUCUACUUUAAAAGGUGGAAUUUUGGCUGAUGAAAUGGGAUUAGGAAAAACUAUUUCAGCUCUUGCAUUAAUAUUAACGGUACCAUAUCACAAGGACAUGCCAUUAGAAAUUCCUGAUCUUUCAUCACAGCCUAAUAACAAACUUAAUAUUAGUUCACAUGUCUCUCAGAAUUUGCCAUAUGCAUCUAAAACCACUCUUGUUGUAGUACCAAUGUCAUUGUUAACUCAAUGGUAUGAAGAAUUUAACAGUGUGAAUGCCAAAGACGAACUGAAAUGCGAGAUUUACUACGGUGGAAAUGUUAGUAGUUUAAAAUCGUUGUUAAUUAGAAACAAAAAUCCUCCUACAGUAGUAUUAACUACUUAUGGUAUUGUACAGAAUGAAUGGAUUAAACUUUCUAAGGUUACAUCAACUUCAACACCCUCUGGUAAAAAUUUAGGUUUAUUUUCUGUAAAGUUUUUCAGAAUUAUUCUAGAUGAAGGUCAUAUUAUAAGAAACAGAUCGAAUGUGACAUCCAAGGCAGUUCUAAAUUUGAGUGGUGAAAGAAAAUGGGUUCUAACAGGAACUCCGAUUAUAAACCGAAUUGAUGAUCUUUAUAAUCUGAUUAAUUUCUUAAAUAUUGAGCCCUGGUCUCAAGUAAGAUUCUGGAAAAAUUUUGUCACAAUACCCUUUGAACAGAAGGAGUUUAAGAAAGCUUUCAAUAUAGUCAAUUCAAUCAUCGAGCCUAUUUCCUUAAGAAGAACAAAACAAAUGAAAGAUACUAAUGGCGAACCACUAGUAAAAUUACCGGCCAUAGAGGUUCUUAUAGAAAAAUUAAACAUGAAUGAACCUCAGUCAGAUGUAUACAACUACUUACUGCAGGGUGCUGAGCAAUCUGUUAGGAAAGGAAUACAGCAAGGUAAUUUAUUGAAGAAAUACUCUACAAUUUUGGUACAUAUUCUACGAUUAAGACAAGCAUGUUGUGAUAUCCAGCUACUAAAUAAAUCUGAUGACAGUGAUGAGGAUUUAAGAGAUGUUAGUCCUAUUUUAGAAGAUGCGAACUCUUUGACUAAAUUAAUUCACAAAUCAUCUGAAACAAGUGAAUCGCUCAGUAUAAAUUCAAGUAAUAAACAAACCAUAAAUGAAAUCAUUACAACCAAGUAUCUAAUAAACAAUAAGUUCAUUGAAGUAGAGUGUUUUAUUUGUAUCCAAGAGCCAAUAAAUGUCAUGAAUGUAGUGUUCACUCAGUGUGGUCAUUGCUUCUGUGAAGAUUGUAUUCUAAGCUACAUCAAAUAUCAAAUUGAUAAGAAAUCAGAUUUAAAAUGUCCUAUAUGCAGAGAAGAAAUUAGUAAAUCAUCUUUAUACCGGUUUAAAAUAGAUGAUGAGAAUAUACUGACUGUAAUACCCUAUAUAACAUCAUCUAAGUCGGCAAAAAUCGAGGCACUUAUUGUUCACCUGGGCAGAUUAUUUGAAAAAUCACCGGGUGAACAAGUAGUUGUUUUCUCUCAAUUUUCGUCCUACCUAGAUAUAUUAGAGAAAGAGUUAAUGCAAGCAUUACCUAAAAACACUACUGAAAUAUAUAAAUUCGAUGGUAAAUUAUCAUUAAAAGAACGCUCAAACGUGCUACAACAGUUUAAAAUCAAGAGUUUAGAAAAACAAAAAAUAUUGUUGUUGUCAUUGAAAGCAGGAGGUGUAGGGUUGAAUCUUACAUGUUGUUCUCAUGCAUUCAUAAUGGACCCAUGGUGGUCACCUAGUAUGGAAGAUCAAGCGGUGGAUAGAAUACAUAGGAUAGGGCAGAAAAACCCAGUGACAGUCAUCAAAUUCAUUAUUAGCAAUACAAUAGAAGAAAAAAUGUUACGUAUACAAGACAGAAAAAGAAGUAUUGGUGAGGCGAUGGAUGUAACUGAAGAUACCAGAAGACAAAGAAGAAUCGAAGAAAUUCAAAUGCUAUUUGAAUAA